AUGGGAAAUGCAUACCAUAUAUAGAAAAAUGGUUUUCUUGAUGAGAUAAAUAGGGAAAUGGUGAAUCCGCUUUGAUUCGGGAAGUGGACGAAGACUCGGUUUCUGCAAAUAUCAUGGCGAAAUUCCCCAUUUUCAGCUGCAAUUUCCCCUUGAUUUUCCUCCUGUCUUCGUUCUAUUUCCUGACCCUACAACCCAUUUCGUCUUCCUCACUCAAAUCCCUAAACAACAACCCCAACUUUGAUUCCGAAAUUGCUCUCUUCGGCGACGCCGAGACCGUAGACGCUGGCUCCUAUGUCAACAUUACCCGGCCAUCGGUCUCAAGCUCCGGUCUUCUACUCCGCCAAAAGCCCUUCAAAUUUCUCGAUGCCAAUCUGAGCAGCCCGACGUCGUUUUCCACGGAAUUCACCUUCUCGCUGACGCCUGGCAGUGGCGACGGCCUUUUACUGGUUUUGGCUCCCAAAGAUUUUGGGUCCACAUUCUCGGGUAAGGGCCCGUUUGGGCUUAACGGUGAGAAUCGAUUUCUGGGUAUUGAAUUUGACACCGAAAUGAAUGGAAAUGUAAACGAUUUAAAUGCCAAUCAUAUAGGGGUCGAUGUGGGUAGCUUUGUAUCUCUCACUGUUGGUAAUGUUUCUUCAUUGAAUUUAGAGCUUAACAGUGGAGAAAAGUUGAAAUCUUGGAUUGAUUAUGUUGCUAGUUCGAAAAGAUUGGAAAUUAGGCUAAGUAAAUUGGGUGAACCAAGGCCUUACAAUCCGAUUACGGCAUACGGAAUUGAUUUGUUGGCAAUGUGGAAAAAUGAGGAUGUGUAUGUAGGUAUUAGCUCUUCGAAUUCGAAUGGCAAUUCGUCGCAGAUUAGCAGUGUGUAUUCUUGGUCAUUUAGGCUAAGAAACAUUCCAAAUUCAAUGCAUUCUCUUCCGGUGAAUCCAAGGGGAUAUUUGGAUGAGCAUGGUGAGCAUUUGAGUGUGCAUAAGCAGCGUGUAUGUCCAUUGACAGUUCUUGCUGGGAUGAUUUUCGUGACUGGUUGUGGAGCGUUGGUGGCUUUUGUGGUGCUGUUUUUGUGGGCUAUUAUCAUUAGUAGGCACACGGUGUUCCCUGCUGAGUUUCCUGUGAAGCCUGUGGAUUUCAGGUAUGAGAAGAUCAAUGUAGUUGUAGAGAAGGAUGCCGAUAGUGUCAAGAAGCAGAGCAUAUAAAGGUGCCACCUUUUGCUUUGAAUGUGUGUUGCUAAUGUUUUUGCAAGUUGUAACGAACAAAUGUGAUGAAUUUUGUUGUUAUGGUUGUGCAUUUAGAUAGUCAGCCUUGAUCAAUCAACUCUGAUGAUUAAAUAUGUCUUGUAUAUAUAUGGCUCUGUCUUUUUCAGGCACUAUAUGUAGCUCAAUUUUGUGCAAUGUAGCGUGAAAAUUUUAUUA
Prunus avium (sweet cherry) is the source of this 1403-nucleotide messenger RNA. Its product is annotated as lectin-like protein LEC. Lineage: Eukaryota; Viridiplantae; Streptophyta; Magnoliopsida; Rosales; Rosaceae. Gene Ontology annotation, molecular function: carbohydrate binding. The record is from RefSeq and is a predicted model, not a curated record.